This is a messenger RNA of Cinclus cinclus, 492 nucleotides long. Its product is annotated as 16 kDa beta-galactoside-binding lectin-like. The record is from RefSeq and is a predicted model, not a curated record. Lineage: Eukaryota; Metazoa; Chordata; Aves; Passeriformes; Cinclidae. Gene Ontology annotation, molecular function: laminin binding; carbohydrate binding.
AUGGUGCUGCCCGAGCGAGUUAAGCUGCUGGAGCUCGGCGCUGCGUCACUCUGCUCGGAGAAGGGGCUCGGGGCUGGUGUCUGCAGCAUGGAGAAAGGACUGGUUGUUACUCAGCUGGAUGUUGAGCCUGGUGAGUGCAUCAAGGUGAAAGGGAAGAUCGAGUCUGAUGCCAAAGGGUUUGCUGUGAACGUCGGGAAGGACAGCCACACCCUCAUGCUGCAUUUCAACCCUCGCUUUGACUGUCACGGCGAUGUUAACACCAUCGUGUGCAAUUCCAAGGAGGAUGGCACGUGGGGAGAGGAGGACAGGAAGGCUGACUUUCCCUUCCAGCAGGGCGACAAGGUUGAGAUAUGCAUCUCCUUCGAUGAAACUGAGGCAACGGUGAAGCUGCCCGAGGCAGAGUUCAAGUUCCCAAAUCGCCUGGGCAUGGAGAAAAUUGAAUACCUGGCAGUGGAGGGUGACUUCAAAGUCAAAGCCAUUAAGUUCAGCUAA